CUUCAUUCAGCUCUUUCCUUCCUCUUUAUACCCCAUACAACUCCUGUCUUGUCACCUUCUCUUUUUAUCGCCCGCAUUACGCAUUACGAGAAAUCGCCCGCUUGCUCCAUCGAUUCUUUCGUAACACACGACAACCAUCUGCGUUUCAUCCUCGACCGUCCCAUGUAGGGCCAUAUGCACCCAUUGCACCAAGCAACGGAAAAGCCCACACAUACACGACUUACUUGUCGACAAUAUUCAAGCCAACACAACAAACAACCCUUCAUUGACAUCGACGAAAUAAUCGCAUCAUCCACCGAUUCCAUCUCAUCUACCCUAUACCUACCUAUCAGCCAGGAGCUCUCUCGUAGAGCCCCGUCACCGGCGAAGUGGCCUACCGAGCGGAGCCUCAAAACUCUCUCCUCGCAGAAGAGUUAGCAUACACGCCUUAUAUUGGCCACCGCCAGCGCCGUAGAGUCUCUGCUCGCGGCUACACGCCCGAUUUCCGAGGCAACAUGUAUAUGCCGAACACGACGUGGACAUGGGCCUUCAUGGUGGUAACAAUUGUUCAGGCCGCGGUGGUCCUGGGCUUGGAGUCUUAUAUUUUCGCAAAAUUUCAGACGGCACUUGCUCCAAAUCUACCAUCAGUACCCAAAGUUAAAGUCAUACCGACCUAUCUCACACUCUUUAUUUUCGCUUUCAUCUAUCAACUGGUCCUUGUCUACGACUCCCUGCGGUUGAAGAACACUAUCCAAGUCAUCGGACUUUGUCUGUAUAACUUGGGAAUCUUGAUUUACUCCUCCGUGCAGGUUAGCCAGAUCAAGGACGCCGUCUGGGAUCUGUAUCUGUCCAGCCCAAGUUACCUCCCUGAAGGCCAGUUACUAUGGCCCGUUAUACACCCCUACCUGGUUGCAGUCCCGGUCAUAAUUGGGUUGGGAACAGCAGUAAUGUCAGCUAUUGCCUACAAGCUGUACGGCGAAUUUGCCUGGACCAUCUAUAAGCAUAUCAGUGCGGAUCUUCGCAUGAAGAGACGAUUCUUGACAUUCCAGAUUUACAUCGCACUCCUGAAGUUUGAUUUCUUCUUCUUCCUUGGAUUUACUGUACAGUUUCUCGUCAUUGUCUCGAGCAGCCAAAACGUGGAAUUCUACCUAACCAUUGCCGCGAUUCCGAUUACUAUCCUCAUUCUCGCCAUGGCUGCUAUCUGGACCCGCCGAGAGAUCAAAAUCGGCAUGAUUAUCAACAUCUUGCUAUAUUUCGCCGCACUCGCGUAUUUCCUCUUUAAGUUGGUACGCAUAUAUCAACCUAGUCGUCAGGCCCAGUACCGCCCAGCCCGCACAUCCCUCACCAUUUUUGCGGUCUUGACUAUUAUACUCAUUCUGUUGACAAUCACCAACGCAUGUGUUUGCAUGCACAACUUCGACAAAGGCCUCAAGCCGUUUGUGACGAGGAGGAAGAUCAUCGGAGGAGACGAAAAGACGGACAAUUUCACAGAGCUUCCUGACAUGAAGCACGGAGGGCCGGUAGCACCACAGCCGAGCAGAAUGACGAUUGACUAGGCGGAGAUUUGGGACACGCAUGGUGUUUCUGGGUGUUGACUGUGUAUUGCACGAAUCGCAGUUUUCUUUUGUUUUAGAUCUUCGCGUCCUGGGCCACUGUGGCAUAUCAUGGCGUUCAUACCCUGGGCGUUGGAAGAUUCGUGAUAGUUUUCAGUCUUGCGGGACGGCAUAGCGCGCCGGAGAAUUUGAGAAUUUGCUAGCUGAUCCUGGGAGGGGGAGCAAGGAUUGGAAUACUCGUGUGUAGGCUCAUGAAUAGCUACUGUCUAUUGGAAUUUGACGAGCACGAAUGCAUGUUGAUUUGAAAUUUAUAAUUAUAUUU
Messenger RNA from Pseudogymnoascus destructans, 1854 nucleotides. RefSeq lists its product as uncharacterized. Gene Ontology annotation, cellular component: Golgi apparatus. NCBI's taxonomy places the organism in Eukaryota, Fungi, Ascomycota, Leotiomycetes, Thelebolales, Thelebolaceae. The coding region runs from base 495 to 1535 and encodes 346 amino acids. The transcript has 3 exons. The record is from RefSeq and is a predicted model, not a curated record.